CUCAGUUUUCGUGUAGAAACUACUUUUUACUUUUUCUAUUACACAAAAAGCACUUAUUUUAUCAAACAUUACCAACUUUUACUACUAAUCACUUUUUCCCAAAAAGUGCUUUUAUUUAAGCACAAUCACUUGCAAACAGAGCCUUAGUAAUUGACAUGUCUAGAGAACAAAAUCCCACAACCCAAACUCAACCCAAAACCCAAGUAUAAAAUACUUUCCCGAGCCCUAAUCUCAUCUAUGCUGAAUUGGCAUAGCCUUCUCAACCUUCUCAUCCCCAAUGAUCGGCGAGCAUCAUCACAUUCAUUGUUUGUCUCUCAGCCUUUUCGCCCUUACAAAUCACAUGUAAGCACUUUCGUCCUCUCUGAUCAUCAGUUACGACACUCGCACAAAUCAUAGCCGUGGUUAAUAUAUGUGGUACCAAUUAGUAAAUUACUUUGAAAUUGAUAUUUUUGAAAUAGAAGCUUUUUAAAAACAAAAUAGAAACUACAAGUAGAAACUAAACAUUGUUAUGUUUAUUAAAAUAAUCAAGAAUACCAUAUGUUGAUUAUUAAAACAAUUACAUUCACAGUAUUGGUCUAGAAAAAAUACCGUAAAAAAACCGUUGUUUUGUUUAACUGUGAAAAAAAUAUAACAUGUGUGAUUAAAAUAUAACCUCUUUAAAAUUUGAUUAAAGAUGUUUCUCAUAGGACUAAUUUUUUUAUAUGAUAUCAUUUGAUAUGGUAAAUAUCUAUUCUAUGUGAAUUUAUAAUUGACUAAGUCUGAUAAGGUCCAAUAUACUCUGAUCUGGUUUGAUCAAAUUCGAGAUUGACACUAAAAUCAGUCUACUAUAAUCCAUAAAGAACUACGUAGUAUUAGGCUAUCUCAUGAGACUUUUUUAUAUGGAGUAUACUUUUCAGCUAGAUUUAUAAUUAUCCUCAUUAUAGCUCCCGCAUUAUUAAUUUAAAAUGCAUAUUAUUUCAAACUGACUAUUUUAUUUUAAUAUAGCUAGAAGUAUAUAAAAUCUUAUAUACGCUUUAAAUUAUAAAAAAUGUUCUUGGUCCAUUUUUUUACAAUAUUAAAUUGUGAUAGUAAAUCAAUAUUCUCAAACCUUAUUUUUAUCCAACUCCAGGCGAAAAUCUAAAAUAGGCUCUUACACAUUCGUAAAAAGGAAAAAGAAACGCUCAUUUACCUCCAUCCUUUUACCCCCAAUUACUUUCCUUUUUCCAUGUGCACAAUAUACCCCUUGUUUGCCCAACACACUUCUUCCACAUUCACGAAGCAGACAAACCACCAUUGUCUCUCGAAGGCACGUUUCAAUCAAUUGCAUCCUUCACCAGUCAACUGCACCAUUCUAAUUAGUAUCUCUAUUCUGUCCUUUCCUUAAUCUGACUAAUUUCUAAUAAUCUUGAUCUUUUACAAACACGACUUAAUUUUUUUGUCGUACAGACAAAAAAAACUUAACUUACAUAAACACGUGUAAAAGUUUUUUUCGUUCUUCAAUACCCAUAGUAGAAAUAGAAUUACAAAACUCGGCUCGAGGGGUAGCAAGGGUGGGGGCCGCUGGCCAAAAAAAUAAAACCUUUUGGGCCCCUAAAUCAGCCUAAUUUAAAGUUUAUUAAGUCCAAUUGAACAAAAGCCCAAAAUUAACAAAAGUGUAGUACUUUGACUUCAGGAAGCCAAGUAGACAAAAUUGGAUCUAACUCAUCGACAUAUAGAGCCCGUUUGGACAACUCUGUUUUCGGCUUAUCAGGCUUAUCAGCCAGCUUUUUCACCAAACACGUAACUUUUACUUUCGCGCGCUGAAUUGUGUAAUAAGCCGAAAAAGUAAGGUUGGAGUUACUUUUCUGGCUGUAUUGGCUGAAGUUACUGUAGAGGACCAUUUUAGCUAUUUUUACAUAUAAUUUUUUCUUUAAUUUAUUAAUAAAAUAUAUUUUUAAAAUAUUUUUUUCUUAAAUCAGCAGAAUCAGCCAAAACAGCCGCUCCAGCCAGAAUAUCAUAAAUUUCAGCAGAAUCAGCCAAAACAGCCGAUUUUGGUGCUACCAAACGGGCUCAUAGUAUCUGUCUACUUGAACGGCCGAAGUGUCCAACGCCCGGCUAAGUUGCCGACUCACUUCACUGCGUCUCCCGCCGGCCAGCUCCAGGACGCAGCACGUUGUCUCCUUCUCGCCUCACGCCCGUCACCCGGUAGCCUGCACUCCGCCAUUUACCGGCCCUUCGGCGGUUCGGCCAAUCCGCCCUUCUCAAUAGUCACCUUCCGACCUUCCGUAGUCCCGAUCUGCCAAACGAUGGAGUUGCUUAAGAUAUGCAAAAUAAGCUACUUUCAAUGAGUAGAAGUGUGGUAGAGAGCGUGGGAGAAGGUGUGAGGGACUUGAAAGCCGGAGACAAGGUGGUGGCGGUGUUCAACGACGAAUGCGGCAGCUGUAAGUACUGUGAGUCCACCAAAACCAACCUCUGCGAGAAAUUCAGGGUGGAUCCUGGCCGAAGCGUGAUGGUCGGAGACGGGAAAUGCAGGUUCUCCACCAAAGACGGCAAACCAAUCUACCAUUUCCUCAACACCUCCACCUUUUCUCAAUACACUGUCAUCAAUUCUGCUUGCGUUGCCAAGAUUGACCCCAUCGCUCCCCUCAAAAACAUGACUUUGCUCAGCUGCGGUGUCUCUUCAGUUUCAGGUAGAACUUGAAGGUUGCUACCAUCGUCGUUGCUUCGGGAGGAUCCAAAAAGGAGGAGACGUGGUUCGUGUUUCCCCCAUUUCCAUUUUUUUAAACUAUUUAAUUAAUGCUCAUGGAUAUUACUUUUAAAUAUUUAUUUGGGGGGCUUGUAUGCCCAUGUUUGCCAAGGUGUGGCAUGAACACUUGUAUUGAAUGUUUCCGCUGCUUUAAAUGAAUAUUUUACAUUAUGCUUGUUUAUG
Molecule: messenger RNA, 2887 nt
Organism: Cuscuta epithymum
Lineage: Eukaryota; Viridiplantae; Streptophyta; Magnoliopsida; Solanales; Convolvulaceae
Source: the annotation of a GenBank genome assembly